AUGACUGUACAACUUGAAAAUUAUGAAGUUAGUCUAGAAAAUGUAUCACAUGCCAGUACAUUUUGUCAAUUCAAAGAAUAUUUCCCAUUGAUGAGAUUUGUCUCAGCUUAUAGUUUCUUUCAUCAAAGGGAAUGCAGACUAAAUUGCGAAACAUCGAAACAUGGAUCUCAGUCGAUUGACUUCAGCCAGCUAACAUUACGUACAGACUAUCAAUCUCAACAUAUUCCAUCAAGGUCUAAAAUCAAAUCAGUCAACAUAGCCAUGAUUGAGUUGAUAGGAAAUUCAUUUCAAGCGGAAGCUGUAACCAGAAUAAUUCAAGCUCAGAGUUUUGAGAAUCUAGAUAAAAAGGGUUCAACACUGUCUGACCUUUGA
Molecule: messenger RNA, 372 nt
Organism: Heterobilharzia americana
Lineage: Eukaryota; Metazoa; Platyhelminthes; Trematoda; Strigeidida; Schistosomatidae
Source: the annotation of a GenBank genome assembly